CUUUGGCAAAUGAAUAGCUAUCUAGUUGUAGUACAGUAACUUACUCUUCGGGUCUACGUCGGUGCCAUGGCUGCAGGUCCAGAGGUGCUCCUCCAGCUGACUCCGAGGACCGACGAACUGGCACUCGCUCUCAUCCCGCGGGCAGGAGACGCUGAUUCGCCUGGCGGGUUGGACGCCUCUCGGCUGUGCAGUUGUCAUCUCUACUGGCUCGACUCUGCUACUACUAAAAAAGCUUCAGCUGUGUACUUAUGGUGACGUUGAUGGCUUUGAAAAUGAUCAUUACGAUGUAAUCUAGCACUUAUCACUCGCGAUAAUUGUAUUCAUAACUCGUGUGUAAUUAACUUCCGGUUCAGCGCGCGCGCAAUAAUUAUGAGGCUAGCUAGCUAUCCUACUUUGUCCUGCGUUUGUCCUUUGCUCUUGCCAGAUCCUCCUUUUACCGAACCUCU
Geodia barretti is the source of this 446-nucleotide messenger RNA. The record is from the annotation of a GenBank genome assembly. Lineage: Eukaryota; Metazoa; Porifera; Demospongiae; Tetractinellida; Geodiidae.